Molecule: messenger RNA, 1659 nt
Organism: Aureobasidium subglaciale EXF-2481
Lineage: Eukaryota; Fungi; Ascomycota; Dothideomycetes; Dothideales; Saccotheciaceae
Exons: 3
Coding region: 348-1391 (347 amino acids)
Cellular component (GO): Golgi apparatus
Source: RefSeq, a predicted model, not a curated record
GCACGCGACACCUACACACCGCCACGCAGGCUGUCCCUGACAAACGGUCCCGCGUCUCAGUCACGCUUACCUCCUUGCACAAAGACAACUCCUGGCCACCGCAUCAGCCCAACACCCGCUCGACACACAUAAUCCCCAAACACCCAGACCGCUCCUAGCGGCUCCCGACCGUCACCAUUACCAACCACAAGAAAAAGACCUCUCACCUGGGAGGUCAGGGUUUCCCCAACAGCUCUUACAUACCACUCGAUCGCGACCGAAGUGUCAGCCCCUUUCCUUCUGGAGGCUAUUAUGACCGCGAGGGCUUGACCGGCACUUCUUCCUCUAGACAAUCAACUUUCGGCAUCAUGUACAUGCCUGGCUCACGAUGGACGUGGUCGUUCCUGAUGAUUGCCAUUUGUCAAGCAGCCAUUGGUCUGGGACUUGAAGGCUAUGUCUUCGCCAAAUUCCAAAUCUCACUCGCUGCUCAAGCGCGAAAGACGACGCAAUCACGAACCAUCCCCACAUACCUCGCCCUGUUCAUCUUCGGUUUCAUCUAUCAACUCGCACUCGUCUGGGACGCUCUGCGCCUAAAAAACACAAUUCAAGUCAUCGGGCUUUGUCUUUACAACCUUGGUCUACUCGUCUAUGCUGCAGUCCAGUAUGAUCAGAUCGAUCGCGCAGUCGAUGUCCUGAACCAGAACCAAGAGAUUGAACACGGCUUCGGGCACGACGUGAAGCCGUUCCUAGUCGCUGUGCCAUGUGUACUUGCACUGGGUACAGUCGCCUUCAGCUUUGUAGCGUGGAAACUGUACGAUGAAUUUGCCUGGACCAUCUACAAACACAUCUCGGCAGACCUGCGCUUGAAGCGCCGCUACCUCGUUUAUCAGAUUUACAUUGCCCUCCUCAAAUUUGAUUUCUUCUUCUUCCUCGGGUUCACAGUACAAUUUGUUGUCGUGGUUCGUGAGCACACAUCAAACAUGGAAUUUGCGCUCACCAUUGCCGCCAUUCCCGUCACUAUCGCCAUCUUACUCGCGGCGGCUUGGUUCACGCGGCGUGAAUCAACCCCGGGAAUGUGCAGCACCAUCGUUCUCUACUUUGCGGCCAUGGCAUACUUCCUUUUCAAGCUUGUACGCAUGUACGACUCCAGCAACCCGGAAAGAGUGGCAGACUAUGAACCAGCGCGGAAGAGUUUGACGACUUUUGCGGUGAUCACACUCCUGCUGUUGAUUCUGACUAUUGUCAAUUGCGCAUGGUGUACGGCAAACUUCAACAAGGGACUGAAGCCUCAUAUCCAGCGACGAAGGGCUAUUGGUGUCGAGGACAAGGGAUAUUCUUAUGAAAGACGGCAAGGAUCAUUGGGAGGAGCACAUGCCAUGGGAGCAGUUCCAGCGAGAAUGACGAUUGACUGAUUGACUGAUUGAUUGGACCUUCUGGCAAGAGUACACAGCAAAAUACCACGACGUUUCGGCUGGGCCGGAACGACUGCUCAUCGCAUAAACGACCAUUUCCGAUAUCCCACGGGUGGCUGGCGGAGAGGGACCAGAACACCUACCGACCUCUCAUCACGGCGUUUUCCUUUCACUUCUUCUAGUUGUUCUACGAAUGGUUCGAAUAGCAUUGAUUACUUCAUAGCGAGUAAAUGUCUAGUUAUGUCAAAUUCAGAUUUCACUUUGCAGA